UGGCACAUAACACUUCAGAGGAAAAUAAAUAAAGGUUUCAGACUGUAAAAUGAAGCUUCUUCUCCUUACAACAUUUUUAGCAACCAUCUGCUAUGUCAAUGCAGGCAAGACACAGAGGAUGUUGGCAGCUAUGCUUGGUAUGAACCCUGGGAUGAUGGCAGGUAUGAACCCAGGGAUGAUGGCAGGUAUGAACCCAGGGAUGAUGGCAGGUAUGAACCCAGGGAUGAUGGCAGGUAUGAACCCUGGGAUGAUGGCAGGUAUGAACCCUGGGAUGAUGGCAGGUCUGAACAGAGGAAUAGCAAAUGGAGUGAUGAACCCUGGGAUACUGGCUGGAGGCCUGAACCCUGCCAUGUUAGCUGGUGGAGGGGCAGGUUUCAUCGGGCAGCCGCAGUUCGCCCAGUUUGUUCCAGGAGUUCCUGCUUUUGCUGCACCAGCCCCUAUUGCCAAUGUGUACGCAGUCCCUGCAGUCAAUGGGUUUCCCUUCAUGGGAGGGCCUCAAGUGGCACGAAUGAAUCCUCCUCAGCAGCCACAGAUGGGGGUCCCAGGUGGUGCCAUGCAACAGCAGCUUCCUCCUCAGCCUGAUCCAUUCAGAAGACUCAGGCGUCAGAUAAGUAAAAAGGACAACACCUUUAAGACCACUGUGGAUACCCAGAUUCCAGCUCCCACUGAAACUACAACAACUACUCCCUGUGAGGAACAAAUUCGUCAUGAAGAUUAUUAAGAUUACACUGAUACACUAUAAUCAGAUAUGCAAGAAGUAUCAAAGUGAUGAUGAAUCUUGACUUGUAUGAUUUUUUUCUCGACCAAUGACAAUUUGACAACUGUUUGUGUUAUUAAUUAUUUUUAAACUUUAGACUAACUUAAUGAUUGUGUGGCAUGUUAACUGUGAAAUAAAAU
This is a messenger RNA of Eleginops maclovinus (Patagonian blennie), 897 nucleotides long. RefSeq names its product secretory calcium-binding phosphoprotein 9 (gene scpp9). The coding region runs from base 50 to 721 and encodes 223 amino acids. NCBI's taxonomy places the organism in Eukaryota, Metazoa, Chordata, Actinopteri, Perciformes, Eleginopidae. The record is from RefSeq and is a predicted model, not a curated record. The transcript has 9 exons.